Ectocarpus sp. CCAP 1310/34 is the source of this 2331-nucleotide messenger RNA. Lineage: Eukaryota; Phaeophyceae; Ectocarpales; Ectocarpaceae. The record is from the annotation of a GenBank genome assembly.
AUGACCGUGUCUGGUCUCGACGCCCGCCGGCGUUGCUCCCCAGGUACGGACAUAGCAGUCGAGGUGGACGCGUGUGGGAGUUUGCACGUGUCUGUGUCACUUGAGGCGGAAGGACCAGGCAAGGGCAUGAGGUGCGAUACUACCUCUCAUAUCGAAAGCUUAUUUAGUGUGGAAUGUUGCUUCCGAUCGGCAUUUACGUCUACGAAGGUGCGAGAACUCCCCCCCGGAGUUCGAGGAGCCAGGCAGCCGUCCAUUCGAGACUGGGCCGGGUUGGGCAGCGCCGCCGCGGCAGCCGAGCAGGGGCGCAGGAGAGACGGCGAAGCGCCUGGACAGCCUCUUCGGCUUGUGAGAGUCCGCAACCCUUGGGGGAAGCGCGAGUGGAUUGGAGAUUGGGGCGAGAAGUCGGAAAAGUGGAGCGACCGUGUCCGAGCGGAGCUUGGCUGGAGCGAGCAGAAUGACGGCACCUUUUGGAUGACGUGGCAGGACUUCAUGAGUCGAUUUCAGCUGGUGGACGUAUGCAAGGCACGGCGAGACUGGUCCCACGCUUCUGUCACCACCCACAGCAUUCCCAGCCCCAAGACUUGCAGAUCUUUUCGCGUCAGACCUCUGCCGCCACCGAUGGCAGCAAACACAGAGGGGCAGACCUCGUCUCAAACAACGGGGAAAAAACUAGCAGCGACAGCUGCAACAACGUCACCGACAGUAGCAGCAACACCAACAACCUGGGCGUACAUUACCGUGGUCCAGCCGACCAAGCGGGGGCGGAAGGACGGGUCUCUCUCGUGCGAGGUGUUUCUGGAGAGCGGCAAGGCGUACACGGCAUCGGUGGUGUGCCUGGGCGGCGAAGAUAGCGACAAAAUAUUGUCCGGAAGGCCGAAAUUUUCUGCGGCAAGCACCCUCCUCGCAGAAUCGACGGGGUUCCGGGGAUUCCGUGUUACGGUGUACAGCGCUCGUCCCCUACAGAUCGUCCCAGGAGAGCAGCGACCAGCCUCACCCGGAUAUUUUCGAGCGGAAUCCUCUAUACACCAGGCCUUGUCCCGUCGAUCAUCGGAGGAGAUUUUGGCGAAGGGGAUCGUAGGGCGUCGAGCCGUUUCCGUGCGGAACCCCCUGCAGUCGUUUGCACUAGGUGGGGGAGCUGCGUUGUCGGUGGUCCCGAUGGAAGGCAGCGCCCUAUUCUUCCUAUUGAUAAAUGUCAGCUCGUCGGAGGUUGUGCUCCGUCUGACGUUGACGUCACUGGAAGGGGCAACCGUAAGCACGCCGGAUUCUCAGGCGUCACCGGAUGGCAAAGGCAUGAUGAGCUCCACGAUGUGCCCCGCUAGAUCGCAGAAGAUCGCUCUGGUUCUCGCUCGAACGGCGGACCACGGAUCAUUCAGUCACGAGUUUUACUACCGCGUUUUGCGGCCGGCACCAACGGCACCAGCAACGACAGCGGCAGCGACGGCGACUAGACAAGGCGACGCCGGAGCGAAGGCUGCGAGCAAAACUUUUUCGAGCAUAGCCACGAGGGCCUUCGCCGAAGCAACCGCCGCCACCCCCUUCUUUGGGGGUGGGUUAUUUUCGGCACAGGCACUCUUGCCUGGAGCGGAGGAGUUGGUGAGGCGCGCGGGAGGCUACACCUUUUCGGGGGAAGGGGGGGCGGUGGAAGGGCGCGGAGGCAGCACUGUGACAGGCGAGGACGGAGGCGUCGGAUCGGCGGCGGUGGCAAGGCGUGGCUGACGCAAUAUUCGAUGAACGCUUUCUCCAAUCGUAGAUCGAGAUAGGAGGGCAGGGCAGUGUCGUUGUGGCGGGCGUGUUUCCUUCUUGCUGCGACUGGCGUGCUUGUGACAGAGGAGCAGUUGCGCGUCAGGAUCGUUUCUAGCGGUGGGUGCUCAGCGAGCAACGCUCGCUGAAGGUUAAAAUGCUCGGAGUGGCUUGACGGUUCAGAACACGCAGGCGGCUGAUGCAUUUUUUUAGGGAGUUGACCUUUUAGAUCUCGGGACCCUGACGCUAUUCCGUGCAGUGGCAACUAAAGCUAGGCCGGGCCGGACCGACGUCCAGAUGUUGGCUAGCUCGUUGUCCGUUGCAGUACGGUAUCUUCGCUGCCCCCUUUGUUGUGGCAUGUUGGGCUGCACAAUACGAAGUACAACUGUGCAUGAAGUGUUCAGAGACUUUUCAGGAGGGGGCGAGGGGCCAUCCUGACUGCUUUGCUGGGAGAAACGAAGGGGAGAUGUAGCGCAACAGUCAGCCGUUGAAACCCAUUUAUUCUUGGUAGAAAUUUGGGGUCUUAUAGUUUGUGCGACGACAUUUUUGAGGCAUUAUGAGGGGCGUGGGGCUGAAAAGAGCCUAACUAUU